AUGAAUACUGAACUGGUUCGUUACACAUGCACAUGCGAACCGAAAACAAGAAAACUGAGACUUGUACUUCCAAAAGACGAAACAGAACCCAUUGAAAGACGCCAAAUCUCGGUGGAAUUACACGCGGAACGCGUGCACAAAAAGUGGGUACGGAUCAAGAAAUUAAAGAAGAUUGGAUCUGAUCAUCGUCCCGCUUUAAAAGUCCGCGAUGACUAUGACAAACGGAUCACAUAUCUCCAAGAUGUUAUGGCGGAGCGUGUACAAUUAGAGCAAGAAGGAAAACAAAGCAACAAUACAGCAGAUCAAGAGCGGUUAAAGCAAAGCGUAACCGAUGAGAACACUGCUGCCAUGAAGGAUGCCACAGCGGCUGAAGCCGUUCUCGCCAAGAACAGUAUUUGCCUGGCGAAGAACGUUACAGAUUUCAUCAAACGCUGCCCCCAAGUUCGGGUCUGCAAGAAUUUACGGCCAACGUUGGAUCCACAGACAUCGGCGAUAGGCCGCUUGGAAAACGAAAGAUGUGCAACGGCAGAUCGACACAAGCGAGAACCGCGUCUGAAGCCCAUGACCCUCAUAAGUGCCAUUGGGAACGCUGGAAAUGGAGUUGGUGGAAGAAUCAAAGGUCACCUAAAGUACGGCGACAAGUGCCACAGGCGCGUGUGCGCUUAG
Messenger RNA from Radiomyces spectabilis, 666 nucleotides. RefSeq lists its product as uncharacterized. The transcript is spliced from 3 exons. The coding region runs from base 1 to 666 and encodes 221 amino acids. Lineage: Eukaryota; Fungi; Mucoromycota; Mucoromycetes; Mucorales; Radiomycetaceae. The record is from RefSeq and is a predicted model, not a curated record.